AUGGAAGAUGAUCCCAGAGGGCAACCAAAGAGAAGGCGAACUCGGAGGAAGAAACCCAAGAUUCUAAAUCCCUACGUGGCAUGUGGAGAACAAACAGAAUUUGAGAAGCAUCAGAAUCUCGCACGAGAUAAAUCACAGUCUCAGCACACAGAUGGCCCUAGAAUAAGCAAAAAUAAAAAACGGAAAUUGAAAAAGAAACGACAAAAAGAAAGGAAGAAAGCAGCUGGCUUACUAACAAAAGCCGCCGGCGUGGAUUUUAUGUAUCAGCCCGAGGAGCGGGGCAGUGAAGAAGAUUUUGAAGACACUGAUGAAAUGGCAGAUGGUGUCCUCGACUUCUUGCAGGCAACACAAGAAAUUUAUUUCUCUGAUCGUAAAUCCACCUGUGCAGAUUGGUCCUUGUGUUCAGAAACUCUUCAGACGGUUUUAAGACAUCUCGAAUCUCACAGUAUGCCUUCCCCCGAUGUGACGCUUCUGCAUCAGAUGAAAUCUCUGGUACUCCUGCGCGAUACCGAAAGACUGACCGGCGCUCUGGACCAGUUUCAGGAACGCUGCCUGAUGCCCCCACAUGAAUCCAAAGUAAUCUCAACUCUCUUUCAUUACUGGAUGACUGAUAUCCUUCCUGUAAAAAACGGAAACUAAAGUUCGUGAAUCCGUCUAGGAAGAGUUCAGCUUUAAAGUGAAUACUGUUACCUUUUUCUUACGUUGCUGAAAUUUGUUCCCUUUUAAUGUAACUCAUUUAGUAAAUUAAAUUGUUUUUAAAGUCGUGCCAGUCGAGUGACUUGUAAUAUUGUUUAACUGUUUGUGUUUUUCUGAGGGAAAAUGAGUUCUGAUUCCAACAUGGUAUUUAUAAUUCAUUUUUUGAAUUCUGUAUUCAGAAUGUAUUUUUCUAUUAACAUGAGAAAUUUGAAAAAUGAGCACUUUUAAAUGGAAUGAAAUGUAUCAAUUUAAAGCUGUAUGUUAUAAAUUAAAACAAAUCAUCAAUGGAUUUGAUGAUUUGAUGUUUUCCA
Molecule: messenger RNA, 1007 nt
Organism: Ornithorhynchus anatinus (platypus)
Lineage: Eukaryota; Metazoa; Chordata; Mammalia; Monotremata; Ornithorhynchidae
Gene: ERICH1
Product: glutamate rich 1
Exons: 4
Coding region: 1-639 (212 amino acids)
Source: RefSeq, a predicted model, not a curated record